Messenger RNA from Cryptomeria japonica (Japanese cedar), 1481 nucleotides. RefSeq lists its product as uncharacterized. The record is from RefSeq and is a predicted model, not a curated record. NCBI's taxonomy places the organism in Eukaryota, Viridiplantae, Streptophyta, Pinopsida, Cupressales, Cupressaceae. The transcript is spliced from 5 exons. The coding region runs from base 273 to 1220 and encodes 315 amino acids.
CAGAAUUCACACUUCCCAAUUAUUUUUAGAAAUCCCAUGAGUUAAACCGCCAUUUGACAUUUGUAUUUGCCAUUAUCGUAACGCGAGUGAUUUAUAAACAGCUGGUUUUAUCAAAUUCCAUUACAAAUCUAAAGAUAGGCAUAACGGAGAAAUAUUCGAAGCGGAUUUUUUUUACAUUUUAACCUCACGCAGUAUCCUGCAGUUUAAAGCUGGAGACAUAAGAUUUGCGUCUGUUACAGUAGGAUUAUGGAGGUCACACUAACAACAAAUAUAUGCUAAUGGCUGCAGUAAUCGCUCAUUUGAGAUAUAUGGUGCUUAAAAUGAACGAGACAAGCCAGGAAGCUCAUAUUGGCUCAACAAGUCUUGCACCACCCAAACGAAAGCGUGGCCGGCCUCGUAAAACCCACCUUCUGUGUUCUGGUGGGGAGACUUCUGUACAGCAACAACUGGAGAUCAAGAAAAAGGCAAAACGAAAGAAAUUAGAUGCUUCAUUAUCAUCGUUUGCGGAAAAUACUUUUGUGGGCCAGGAAGUUCAUGGCAUGUUGGAUGGUUCAUUUGAUGCUGGCUACUUACUUACAGUUCGAGUGGGAGACACGGACACUGUCUUGCGAGGUGUUGUAUUUGAGCCAGGAUUGUCAGUUCCUGUAUCUCAAGCAAAUGACAUUGCCCCAAAUGUUAAGAUGACAAGGAGAGAUGAGAAUACUGUGGCAAUUUCAUCCACUUCCGUUCCUUUCUUGACAGCUCCUGUUCUGAAUUCACCAGGAACAACAUCUGUUUCCAUACCACAGCAAACUAGACCUCCUGUAGCAGUUGGCGCAGAGCAACUAGGUGUUGUUUCACUUCAACCAAAUGGAAGCCCACUGAAUUCUGUACUUCAGAGCCAUGCCAAUCAGGAUUCUGCUCCAAAAUUGCCCGAGCCUGUCUCUCAAUUGCAGCAGUUCAUCCCCUGUUCUGUUAAAUCUGUAACUUACUUACCGCAGCCAGUCCCUAGCCCUUCUGAUCCUGCUUGUCACUUACAGAAGUCAAUCCAGAUCCCUGUUGCUCCUGUUCCUCAACAGAAUAAGGCAACACUUUUUCCUGCUGAGCCCUCCUCUCAUCAGUCGAAGCCAAUCCUCCCUCCUUGUGCUGAAACUACAUCUCAGCCACAGCAACCAAUUGCUGAUCCUCCAGAACCUGUCGGAUUGCAAAUGAAUGUUAAGGAGAAUCAGCCACAUACAUAGAGAGAAGUUCUACAUUUGUUCUGUUUGCUAGCGAUCGAACUGUUGACCUAUAGCUUUUUUUGGAAUGGCUACUUCACAUGUGAACAUGGUCAUUCUAUCAAGCAUUAGACGUGCCUGUUAAUUUUUUACUUUUCAGUUGGACUAAAGAACAUAUUCUGCAAAUUGACUCUUGUUUUCAAGCUUGAGUGGUUGUCUACCUGUAUGGGAUUAUGUUGUACCAUUUAAGGUGUCACUACAUAAAGUACAAUUGUUGUCUCUCUA